AGAGUCGACACAACCAGCAGCAACACAAACGAAGAAGACUGCACAGGAAGUGGGGAUAGCAGGAUUGUUGACAUAGCCUGCUAGCUUUUGCUAGGUGGCAUGAUAUUUUGUCGAUAUUUUUCUAAAGUUCUCGUUCACAAUGAGCUCUCCAGAGGACAGGCAUGGAACAAAACGAUCGGCGUCUCCCAGUCAAGAUGGGGGUACACAGUGGGCCUCUGCUGAUUUGGGAAGCGAUGAGAGAAAACAAAAGUUUUUACGGCUGAUGGGCGCGGGCAAGAAAGAACACACUGGGCGUCUUGUCAUUGGUGACCACAAGUCAACAUCUCACUUCCGCAGCGGUCAGGAAGAUCAGAAGAUCAAUGAGCAGCUGGAGCUGCAGUACCAGCAGGGAAUGGAUGGGAAGUUGUCAGGACGCAACCGGAGACAUUGUGGUCUGGGUUUCAGUGAGUCUGAAACCCAGCCAGAGUUGAUCCCUUCACCACCAGUGGAUGGACAGACAAAAGAAGCUGAGCCAGAGAAGUCCACCAGUGAGAAAGAGCCCACAGAAGCUCAGGACAAAGGCAGCGAUCCUGAGCCGGAAGAAAAAACUUCAGAGGAGUCUGAAACCAGUCCGGACAGUAGGAACGAGGAACUGAAACACGACUACAAAGCAGCUUUUGUGAAAUCCUCGUAAUGCUGAUGAGACCGGCAGGGAGGAAUUAGUUUUUGUAAUAUUAUGUUUGUAAGUUUUGGUGUUAAAUGUUGAACGGUAGGCCGUCAUCCAUCAUAGAGCCAAUCGUUAGACUACACUCUGGUGUGCAUGUUGUCAAAGAAUGAAGUCUGCAGACUGAGUGGCAGUACCACAUGAUCAAGUUUUUAUUUCGUUUGGACAUUUUAACAGUCACUGCAUUUGCCAUGAAUUGCGCUGAAUGAAACAGGAUUCCCUGGCAUUAGUUUUGAUUGGUAUACAAAUGGAGAAUUUUGUGUUUUCUUGAAAACCAAUAAAAAUCAUUUUCAGUUAAAACCGUGGUGGAAUAUGAGAUUUAUAGGACUGAAAAAUACAUUUUGAACAUUCUGUUCAAAACUGCAGCCAAGUCAAUUUUACACUCAUUUUAAGUGUCUCAAUGUAAAACCAAAAUAUUGUCUCUCUUCAGCACGAUUUUUUUUUCUAUCCACAGUUUUGGGCAUCAGUAUUAAAGCUUGAACAGCAAAACUGCACCACAUUUGUUUUCCAAUAAUUCAUUUGAGAAAACUUUAAAUUUUCCAUUUUGGGUAAAGAUUUAAAUUUUCAUUCUUUUCAGAUUUGGUUGAUCUAUUAUGGAAUAAUGAAAAGUCACAAUGUGACUAAAAAGUGAAGAAAUCUGGUGUCAGAGUGGAUCGCAAAGAAGUCCGUAAAAUCAGUGAAGAGAAUGGUGUAGAAAAUACUGGUUGUGAUUUUCAGGCCCACAUGCAGGCCUGUGUCCUAAUGCAGAGUUAUUACGAUAACGUUUUGUGCUGGAUGCAGUAGAGCAUCUCCGGAGGUACACGUCAAACCCUCCCUUGAAGCAGAUGGGCUACAGCAGCAGCAGACCACACUGUGUGGCACUCCUGUCAGCUAAGAACAGGAAACGCAGGCUACAUUCUAGCACGGGCUCACCAAAGUUGGACGACAGAAGGAGGAUUUCUGGAUGAAUCUUGCUUUCUGUUGCGCGAUCUGGAUGGUAUAGUCAGAAUUCGGCACACACUGCAUGGAUGUAUGGAUCUAUCUUGCCUUGUGUCAGUGGUUCAGGGUGAUGGUGUUGGAAAUAUUGACUUGGCACUCCGGGGCUCCUUGGCACCAACUGAGCAUCUUUAAAACAGCACAGGCUGCCUGAGUAUCCUUGCUAAUCACAUUCUUCAUAAAGGGACCAGUGUACCCAUCUUGUGAUGGUUUCUUCCAAAUGAAAUAGAGAAACAUGUCAGUUGAUAUAGAUACCUUCUCAGUGUUCUGUAUGAAUAAAUCUUCAUGGUUUCUGUGAUUUUCAGGCACAGUCCUAUAACUGUAAAUCCCCUUUAAUGAAACCUUAACCGGGGUGUUUCUUCAAUUCAUGCCAUGGUAAUUAUUCAGUUAUAGAUAAUAACCAAUUGGAUGGUGGAAAAUGUUAGUCCCAAGGGAAAUACAUUGGUGAUACAGGAGAUUCUUGCCGUUUUGCCACUAAGAGGUCAAAAUUUCCACUCAUUGAUGACUCAUAACUGGAAAUUUAUCUAGAAUGUACUGUGCCUCUCACCCAGUCUCAGCUAAAGUAGGCUCCAAACAGCAAAGACUAUCAGGUUAAAGCUGGUCUCUAUUUCUAACAAAGUGUAUACCAAGCUGUACAUCACACAUGCAGUUGGUGAAACGGUUAACAGUGAACACGAGGACGGACAUAUUGAGGCUGCAUCAAGGAGAGUGAUGACAUAAGAUGAACAAAUGUGAUGGUGAAAACAUAUUUACUUGCAGGCAUUGCGAAAACUCUCUGUGUAAAAGUUUGCUCUUGCAUGGGCGGAGGGGCGGGUUAACCAGGAUAUCCAACUCCUUAUAGCUUCCUCAAAACAAACAAGAAUUUCAGAUUUUGGCAAAUAAACUUGUGCUGAUAUUUGAUGGCCUGUAUGAGUGGGGGCUGUCUGGUCUUGUAUUUCAGAGCAAGUUUUGGUGGAUGUUCUUCUGACAAAUCUGUUGGAGGAGAACCUGUUGCUCUGUGCACAUCUGGAUUACCACCAGUCCCACAACUGCAAAUUGCAUUCUAGGUGACUGUGUUGUUUGAGGUACCAGGAUUUAAGGAUCCACAGAGGGAAGACUACUUCAGGAAAAAAUAAAUACAUUUCAGAUUAAAAGAUUACCAGUAGAGUCAUUUUGCAUAUUCAGUCAACCACAAACAAAUGUGUCUUGUUGCUUCAGACUUUAGUCAUCCAAUCUAAUAAACACCAAAAGAGUCAAUAGCAGAAUAAUUGGUUUGGCUGAGAAGAUUUGGGACAUUUUUCAUGGGGGCAACCCCCCCUUAGUUUAU
Molecule: messenger RNA, 2984 nt
Organism: Haplochromis burtoni (Burton's mouthbrooder)
Lineage: Eukaryota; Metazoa; Chordata; Actinopteri; Cichliformes; Cichlidae
Gene: cunh11orf58
Product: chromosome unknown C11orf58 homolog
Exons: 5
Coding region: 140-673 (177 amino acids)
Source: RefSeq, a predicted model, not a curated record